Messenger RNA from Owenia fusiformis, 16374 nucleotides. NCBI's taxonomy places the organism in Eukaryota, Metazoa, Annelida, Polychaeta, Sabellida, Oweniidae. The record is from the annotation of a GenBank genome assembly.
GGCGGACAUGGAUUAGCGCGAAGAUUUUAAAUUUCAAGUACUAAAUGUUAAAUUACGGAAUAAAGAGGCCACAUAUUGGCUUUUUACAAGUACAUAUUAUUAAGUAAUACUUAUAGAUAGUCAACAUGGAUGAAAGACAUUGGUGGAUAGCUGGAAAAAUCCAGGAAACGUUUCACAUUGGAGGUUUUGAUAACCCCACUCUCCUGGAAGAUUUUAUGUGUGAAGAAGAAACUCUUGAUAUGAUAAAUCAGUUCUUAAAUGAAGGCGGACCAUGUCGAUUAUUUUUCUACACUGAAAAACCUGAAUCUGGACAACUUUCCACAAGAGAGCUUCAUUGCAUUGAUUCUCUUGCAUCAAUGAAAUCGGUGGAUUUGGAGAACAUUUCUGUGUUGUACUUUUUGCGUCAUUCAGUAGACAGAGAAGUAGACCCACUUCAUAUGGAGAGAGAUGUAUUUUGUGGUGAGCUGAAAAACAAUACAAUUGAGAACCUGACAUCGAUGUUGUCUGACAUAUUUAUACCUGCACUAAAGAAUCAAAAAGACUGGGGACAAUGCACAAGUGAUAGUCAGAUGCAGCUUAUGUAUAAUAUGGAGAAAUUCCAGUCAUCCUUACAAGAAACAAAUGCAAAUGCUCAUGCACACAAACAGUUGAUGCUAAAACAGCCUGAAAAUAUUGUAAAUAAUGAUUUCAAACAGCAUCGCUUGGCUGCAUUAGAUACUCAAAUUAUAUCUGAGUAUGAAGGUCUUCUAUCUGAUUGGAUUUCUACCAUAGAAGCUGUCUUGAUGGAUACAUCAGAUGAAAGAUUCAUGGAUCCAAAUGCAGGGCCAUUGUCAGAGCUUGAUAGGUGGCGUCGAAGACAGCGCCUCCUUACCAGUAUUACAGAACAACUUAAAUCAAAAGAAUGCAAGGCUGUUAUAGGUGUCCUUAUCACUGCAAAGUCUAGAUUGCUCAAGAAAUGGAAAACAAUAGAUGCAGGGAUAACAGAUGCAAUGAAUGAAACCAAGGAUAAAGUGAAGUACAUGGAAUCACUGAAGCGUCAUUUAGAUCAACUCUAUCAGGGGGCAACACCGAGCUCUAUAAUGUCAGUGGCGCUACCUGGCCUCACCAACAGUGUCAAACAGAUGGACUCCAUAUCUAGGUUCUAUGCAAGGGGAGGCUUUCUUGGACUUCUCUUUACUAAGAUCACAAAUCAGCUAGUGCUGGUGUGCAAGGAUUAUGUGAAAGAUGCUACCAUCAACACAGAUGAUGAGGACCAUCUCUGGGAGAAGGUUGAUGAAGAGAUUGAGUCAAGGGAUGCCCUACAGAACAUUGAUCCUCAUCACAGACACAUGCGCUUCCAAGUGGAAAAUAAACUCAAGGGUGGAAAGAAAAAGAGUAAGGACAGUAAAACUGAGGAAACAUUAUAUCAACGCCUUCGUGCCUGUCUUACACUACAGACAACAUACAGAGACAUGCUACGCUCAAUGAGAGACUCCCUUGGUGCCACCAAUAUGUUGUCACACUUCCACUCAAUGAGCAGCCUUGUCCCCAGUGUACAAGGAUCCAAGCAAGGCCCAAAGGUUAGCACACCCGGGACUGGGAUGUCCUCCACUCAUUCUAAGAAAGGAUCUGUGGCUGGGGAUCACUCUGGGCAUGGUGUUUCCAUCGCUGAUGAAGACAUCAUUCUGCAUCACAUGGACUCCUUCUGCGGCAGGAUCCGCCAGAUCAUGGAUGUUGUCAACACCCUAUCUCAAUACACCAGAGUAAUCAAAAGCACAAAUGGACUCCCCAGGCCAAGAAAGGAAGACCUUAUAUAUGAUGAAGCUUUAGAUUUCACCCGUGAGAAGAAGAUCAUAGAGGAACCACCUGAAAUGGAUGAUGAUCUUCCACUGCCAUCUAUUGGGCCACGCCCCUCUGACCGAGAGACCAGUAACCUUGUGCCAAUCACAGAAGAUGAGGAACUAAGGGUGGCAGCUCUACCUGGUGAGGAAGACAUGGAAGCAGACGGCAAGUCAGACACAAUGUCUGCAGCAGAUGAGCCUCCAGACUUAUUUGGUUCACAGCAGGGUCUGACCCGGGAGGAAGUUGCCAUACUUAAAAAAUACUACGAUGAAGACAAUCCUGGAGAAGGGCCGAGUGUGGCUGAGAUUAUAAAGGAGUCUUUACAAAACAUGCGUGGCUCAAUGGCGGAAAAUGUCACCACUAAGACUAUGAUGGAUGUGGAAACAAAAGACCGUGAAAGAUACGAGGAAACAUAUACCAACUUCUUGAUGCUUGUUCAAGAUCUUGAGAAGUUUCUUGCGUCAUACCUGCACGCCAUUUUUACCCGUAAAAUGAAAACAUCUGAGGCCUUGGAGCUCAUUACAAGGUUUACACCUAUAGGCAGUAGGCCAGGUGUCAGGGCAGCCAUCGCAGAAAAGUUUGUUGAGAUCUUUAACUGGUAUGAGGGUGACUUAGAGGAGGUCCAUCAUGUAUAUGAGAAGUACAAGGAUGAGCCACAAAAGUUACGCAAUGCCCCACCAGUCGCUGGCUCCAUCUAUUGGUCUAGACAAUUAUUAAAACGUAUUGAAGAACCAAUGAAAGUGUUCCGCGAUAAUCGUGCUGUAUCAAGCCUCAAAGAUUUCAGUCGGAUCGUAAAGAUCUAUAAUCGCCUAGCAACCGCUUUGGUGACAUUUGAGUCCUUGUGGUUCAGCCAAUGGAAACAGCACAUUGAGAUUGCUAAGAGAGGAAUGCAAGCCACGUUAUUCAUACAGCAUCCUUCGUCAAAACAGAUACUCGUCAAUGCAGAUGAAAGGGUUUUGGAGCUAAUCCAGGAGGCCAAGUGGCUGAAGAGACUGGGAAUUGCCAUUCCUGACUCUGCAGAGCAGGUCCUUGCUCAGGAACAGAGAUUCAAACAAUAUAAAAACCAUCUAGAACUGGUGCUCAAAGAGUACAAAGAUGUCUGUGAUUCUGUCCCUGAGUCUCUGAAAGCGCUGUUCAAACCCCACGCUGAUGCUGUUUUACAGCACUUUCAGCCUGGUCUCAGCACACUAGCCUGGAACAGCAUGAAUAUAGAUGCGUUCCUUCACCAGAUCCACUCCGCAACAACUAAGCUCCGCCUCUUAGUUGAACACAUCAAUGACGUCAUGACAACUAAGAUUGAGGGAACGGUUGUUAAGAUAGCUAGCAUGAUUUUGUUUGAUUAUGACCUAGCAUUCCACAGAUCUUGGCCUCCUCAUGAAUUCACAGCCUGUAUACUAGAGACAGUGGAGAAGAAGUCGAAACUGUUGUACCAAUAUGUUGAGGUCAUGGAAAAGGGCAUGUUAGAGAUAACAAACACUCUAACCAACAGAAAGGGGGAGGGUGUCAUGCUACCAAGUCAGGAGAAGGAAAAAGCGCGAAACAAGAAAAGCCGGCAGCUAUCAGCAGAAGAGAAUGAUCGCUUGAUUGCUCAAUUUAAGCAAGAAGAAAAACUUGUGGAAGAUCUUACAGUCCACUACUGCACCCAGCUCUACAAUGCUAUCCUAACUGCUACAACCCGCACCCUCGUUACACUAGCCGAGGCAUCAGGGUGUGAACUCCUGGGAGAAGUCGAACGUGUGGCAAGUGCUUUGUCCGAGGCCAGAUCCUUUGGGGAGAUGUCGGAUCCUGGAGGACAGACCAGCAGGCCGGUGUCAGUCAUGUCAGGAAUCUCAGGGGAGCAAAGACCAUCUUCAGUAUUAUCUAUGCUGUCAACAAUGACAUGGAGUACAGAGAAAGCACAAGAAAUAACAUUUCUACAGUUUGAAGUGCUUGUAAAGUUCAGUAUCCCCAACAUAAUUCUGGAACCAGAGCUUAACAGCAUACAAACAGCUGUAACAGAGGUUGCGUCAGCUGUUAUGGAAGUCUCUAAAAAUGUGACUUGGUUAGAAGGACAGAACAAAGGGGAGACAUUCUACCAGGGUCUGUCAGAAGAUGAAUCGACUAAAGAAUUGUUGCAAUCUCUACACAACGUCGUUGAAGAAUUACAGCCCAUAGUGCAGCAGCAUUUGCAUCACUUCAGUUUGUAUGACUUCCUGUGGAAAGAUGAUAUGCACGGAGACUUUUACGAGUUUAUCAAUCAUGAUCCUGGACUUGUUGCAAUUCAAAGAGAGGUUGAACGCCUUUUGAGAAUUGAAAAGAAGGUGAUGCGAAUCCCCUUGGUGUUACCUGUUGGAUCUAUCUGUCUACAAACAAGCCCUGUAAAGGAUGCACUGCAUGGCUUUGCUAUGGCCUGGAAAACUCAGUAUGCUUCUGUCCUCCAUGAAGAAGCUAAGAAAAAAUUAGAUGCAGCUUUAUUGUAUCGAUCAAAUGUAAGACAACGCCUGGAGUUGCAUGUUUCCACCCUAGACCAGCUGAACAGCACACUACAUUUACUGGAGGAGCUGCGUGAUAUGGAAAACAAGAUUGAUGAAAUAUAUCUGCCUAUAGAGACAAUGUAUGCCAAUCUCAGGGAAUUUGAGUUGAGGCUACCAAGGCAAGAAGUUGAGGAGGUUGAUGGACUUAGAGAUAGAUGGCAGGACCUGCUAGAGCUUGCUGAUGAGUGCCGUCACACACUUUUAAAGGAACGUCGAGGAGCAUUUGAACAGGAACUUGAUAAGCAAGUCAAGACAUUUGUAGUUGAGGUGAUCCAGUUCCGUAAUGCAUUUGAUGCCCAGGGCCCAGCAAUACCUGGUAUUCCCCCCUCAGAAGCUGUUGCCAGGCUACAUAACUUUCAGAAUAGGUACACCCUGUAUGACUCCAAGCGUAGGACACUAGAUUCUGUCUCUAGGUUGUUUGGGAUACCCUGUAAACCUUUCCCUGAGCUGGACCGCACAGGCGAGGAGCUAGUUUUGCUGGGGCUGCUGUACGGAUUGUUCCAGAAGUUCAUCAGGUUUGAUUCGUUGUUCAGAGACACCUUGUGGGCAGAAGUUGACUUAGAGGCAGCAACUAAAGAGGUUGAAUCGUAUUGGGAUGAGUGCCUGGCUCUGCCCAGUAAAUUGAAAGACUGGGAUGCUUACAAUGAAAUGAAGAAUGCCAUGCAGCAAUACCUAGAUGUGUUCCCCCUGCUUCAUAAACUGGCAUCUAAGGAAAUUCGUAAUCGUCAUUGGCUACAAGUGAUGCAGGUAACAGGGACGUCAUUCCAUCUGGAGGCCAACGUCUUCAAACUCUGCCAUCUUUUGGACAUAGGACUGCUCAAGCACAAGCCAGAGAUUGAGGAGAUAGCAAGAUGCGCCAGUAGAGAGCAGGAACUGGAGAUCAAGAUGAGGAUAACUGAAGAGGAAUGGACAGAACAGGUUCUUCAAUUUGAGCCAUACAAGAAACGAGGGCCAAUAUACUUGGAUAAGGCUUUCACAGAGAGGUUGCUAGAGCAACUGGAGGAUGCCCAGGCUUUGUUAGCUCAAAUGUUAACUUCAAGGUACAUAGGCCCACUGAGAGAAGAGGCAGCCUCCUGGGCAGAAAAGCUGAAGGAAGUGGCCCAAGUUCUGGAGCAAUGGGUUGAAGUACAAGACCUCUGGCAGUACCUAGAAGCUGUCUUUAGUAAUCCUUCAACAGCUAAGGAAUUACCACAAGAGGCGAAGAGAUACGGACGUAUUGACAAAGGAUGGACAAAGUUGAUGAAGCGAAUGUACGACACAAGGAAUGUUCUACAAUGCUGUUAUGGAGGCGAGGUCCCUAAGGGAGUUGUACUAAGACAUAUCUAUGAAGAACUGGAGAUAUGUUUCAAAUCACUCAUGGGAUAUCUGGAUAACAAACGGAGAUCUUUCCCAAGAUUUUAUUUUGUGUCGGAUCCAAUACUUCUUGCUAUUUUGAGUCACCCUAAUGAUCUGGAGUCUGUGAAGCCCCAUCUCAGGUCUAUUUUCACAAGUGUUACAGAUGUGACUCUUGUUAAAUCAGCCAUGUAUAACAGUCAGGAAACACUAGAUGAUCGCUAUGUGAGAACCGGUGGGCGUACCAUGACUCAUACCCCAGGAGACCACUCCCCUGGCCUGCUGUCAUCCCACGGGCCAAGUGCCACCCCACCACGUAUUGACAAACGGUUGAUGAUGAUACAUAAUAUCAAUGCACCAUCUCCGUCCCAUCCAAUGUCGACAAUGCUGCCAUCAGAGGGUGCUUUAGAGGAAGUUGAUAAGAAUGAAGCCACGGAAAUACAUAGCAUUGAGGGGGAGGUGCUCACCCUUGAAGAAAAUAUUCCAUUGAAAGAUGGCGUUGAGGUGUGGUUGAGUAAAUUGAAGGAGUGUAUCACAUCAACGCUCCAUACUCAGAUAAAGCAGAUCAUUACAGAUGUCAACCUUAACUCUCCAGUAGAGGAUUGGGCAUAUAAGUACCCAUCCCAGGUUUGUAAGAUGGGACUCCUCUACCUUUGGACCAAGGAAUGUGAGGCAGGAGUAGCGGAGAUCAAAUAUGACCGCAAGUCUAUUCCAAACACGUUACGCAGAUUUGGGAGUCAGGUUUCUCGCCUGCCAUCUGUGAUCACCCGUGGUGCUUGGAAGAACUUUGAAGACACCAUGCUCCCAAUUCAUAGACUCAGGCUUGAGAUAGUGCUCACGCAAUCCAUCUUUCUGAAAGAUGUCCUUGACAACAUGUGUAAUAGGAAGUUGCGGGAACCAACAGAUUUUGAUUGGAGGAGAAAUGUCCGUUGCUACCUUCAUAAUGUUGAUGGACAACAGGAGCCAUUGCUGUACAUCUUAGAUAGUAGCUACAAGUAUGGAUGUGAGUUCUAUGGUGCUCAGCCUGGGAUAGCUAUCACCCCUCAGUCUGAGAGGAGCUUCCUGUCUAUGAACCAUGCUAUAUCAUCAUGUAGGGGUGCAGCACUUGUGGGACAGACUGGUGUUGGAAAAACAGAAACAGUAAAGGGCAUGGGCCAGAUGUUUGGAAUGCACCUGGGUGUGUUCCAAAGCUCCCCCUAUUCCAACCCUACAUCAGUGGGACGAUUGCUACAAGGAAUGUCCAUGGAUGGAUGUUGGGGCUUGCUGGAUGACUUUCAACUAAUGGGACGUGAGGCGUUAUCCGUGUUCCUGGACCACAGCCAGGCCAUACUUGGGGCACUAAGAUCACGUAGCAAAUACUGCUAUCUUGGAGAGGGUCAAGAGAUAUCUGUGAGUCCAAAGACAGCCAUGUUUAUGACAGUGAACCCUGGGACGCCAGUGCGAUCAUACACCCUGCCCAAUGAGGUGAAGUCGUUGUUUAGGACCAUAUCCCUUCUAAAACCUGACUAUUCCUCCAUAUUGAAGGCCAAGUGUUCAUCAUAUGGCUUCAAAGCCUCGGGACUACUUGGAUUGCGAUUGAAGAUUGUCAGUGAUUUGGCCAAAGACCAAUUGCCCAGAGAGUUCCACAACCAAUUCAGUGUGGCUGCUAUGAAUGGAGUCCUUAGAAAGGCUUCCCUGAAGAAGAAGAACAUCAAAGAAGACAGGAGUAUGAUUGAUAAACUUGAGAAAGAGAAGACAACUGGGAGCCUUAAAGAAGAUGGAUCAAGAUCCAACAGCCAAGCCUCCCUUCAGCCUCCAACCAAUCAGAGUGCAGCGAACUUGAUCAGUCCCAUACAAAGUGGUAGCCGCACCCAGCAACCAGCUAGGAAAACAACAACCCCUAAUCCAAUGUCUGCUGCAGCUAAGACAGAGCACGCAAUUGUGGGUCAAACACUGAAAGAAAUUAUAGGUCCAAGGCUCUUUGGUGAAAGUCUGAACAUUUUCCGUCAUAUUGUUCGUGAUAUUUUCUAUGGUUUACCUGAACCCCCUACUACAAACACAGCUGCAUCUGCCCGCACUAGAAAGUUUGACGUUGAAGCUGCAUUGGAGCAAACAGCAUCUGAGAAUAAUCUAGUUGCUCAUAAACUCUGGUUAGACAAGUGCAUGCAGCUUUACAAUGUUUCCCAGGUUCACCAUGGCAUAAUCUUAGCUGGACCUCCAGGAUCAGGGAAGUCAACGUGCCUGCAAAUGCUGGUGGAUGCAUUAUGUGUCACCCCCAGGGGUCUUUCUCGUCACUCCCACCGUAGUGGCACAACAAACCCUGCUGAGAACAAUCAUAAGCUUCAGAGAGUGAACCCCCUGGUCGUGGAUGAUCUCUCACUCAUGUUUGGAUACCUCAAUCAGAACAACGACUGGGUGGAUGGCAUAUUCACUAACAUGUGGAAAAAGGCCAAUAGGAACUUGAGCACAACAUGGCUAUGUCUUGAUGGCCCUUUGAAUGCAUCAUGGGCUGACAACUUCAGUAGCGUCAUGGAUGGUGGCAAGGUCCUCAACCUGAAGAAUGGUGACCACCUGUUCCUAUCUGAUAAUGUCAACUUGGUGUUUGAGACAGAUACUCUCACACUUGCAUCGCCAGCAACCAUUGCUAGAUGUGGUAUCGUAUUCAUGGAUAAGAAUGUUGUCGGCUGGCGACCAAUUGCAAAGGCUUGGCUUGGAAACCGCACACAACAGGAAGUGCAUGUUCUGCAGAGAGCCUUUGACAAAACAGUGGAGGUUUUGUCUCACUUUGUCAUACAUGAAGCAAGGCCCAGACUUAAGCUGAAUGAGGUUGGGAUGUUCAAGACUUGUAUUGACCUCCUCUCUGCAAUGCUCUCUGACAAUGUUGAAAUAGGUGGCGAAAUGCAUAUAGAGCGCCUUUAUCUCUUCUGCCUUAUUUGGUCAUUCGGAGGACUGCUGGAAGAGAAGGACAUCAAGGGAUUCAGCGACUUACUGAAAACAUUGUCAACAGCGUUACCAGAUGAUGAUCGUGACAUCUGUGUAUUUGAUUACUACGUGGAUGAGUCUGGAGAGUGGGACCCUUGGCAAUCCAGAGUACCAGAGAAUCAAUUUUCUGAUGACAGCAGUUUCCUUGGAGACGUAUUUGUUGAUACAAUAGACACUAUCCGAACCCGUAUCUUGAUGGAGUUUGCAUGUGCCUCUAAACAGCAUAUUCUACUGGUGGGGCCCCCUGGUGCUGGAAAGACAGUCAUGAUUAACGACUUCUUGGACAGUCAAGAUUCCCAGUCAGUUGUCACAAAGAGGCUUGUCUUCUCAGGAUCUUCCAAUGCCAAGCAGCUGCAGACAUAUGUGGAGUCUAACAUUUACCACAGACAAGGGUUUGUAUAUGGAGGCAAGGACAGUAAGAAGCUGAAUCUGUUCAUUGAUGAUCUAAACAUGCCAAGCACUGAUACAGAUGGCGUACAGAGAUGCAAUGAGUUGUUGCGUCAGGUCAUGGACAAUAAUAUGCUAUGUACGCUUCAAAGACCAUUUGAAUGGAAGACAAUAGAGGGCCUCACAGUGUUCUCGGCUAUAGGAAUUAAUGAGAACCCUAGUGUCACCAACAGAACUCUGGAUGAUAGACUUUUGCGCCACUUUGCAGUGUUAUGUCUACCAGCGCCACGUGACGAGGGACUCAAGUGUAUAGUGAAUGGUGUACUAGAGGCUACGAUGCUACAAAGUGGAAGUUCUGGCUUGGACAUUGACCUGCACAACUCCAUAGUCUCUGCCUCAUGUACUCUCCUCAACACAGUGCAGAAAAUCCUCCGUCCUUCACCCAUGCCAGGGAGACAUCAUUAUUUGUAUACCCUCCGUGACAUCGUCAACUGCUUCAUGUGUUUGCGACGCUUACCUGAUGAAAGUAGGGCAGAGCACACAAUGGUCAUAUCACUAUGGAAACACGAAAUGAGUCACAUUCUACGAGACAGACUCUGCAGAUACAACGAUCAGCUUUGGUUUGAUGACAACCUGAAUAAUAUAAUAUCAGAUACAUGGCCAGACUUAGAGCCAGAACAAAUUCACCAAUACUUUGUGACAUUCCCAAUUGACGCCAGGGUCUAUCAAAGACCUGUCACUUCUAUAUCAUACAAGCAGAUCAAAGUAGUCCUCCAACCUGUCGAUACUCUUAAAGAAGUCCACAACUGCCUUAACACCCAUUUAACACGCUACAAUGAGGAGUUUGGCAAUGUCCAGCUUGACCUGAUGUUAUCUGACUAUGUCAUCUCACAUAUUAUUAGAAUGCACAGAGUUCUCAGCUUUCACCAUCAGGGUAACAUAUUACUGAUAGGAGCUCUGGGUUCAAAGUUGUCUACCCUCUGUAAGCUUGCCCUACAUGUGGCAGAUUGCCCCAUUCAUGAUGUGGACUGUAGCAAACAGAAUACAUUCUUUGAUGGCCUCAGGUCUGCAUUGAGGCUCAGUGGCUCUGAGGGCAAAGUUAAAACCCUGUUGUUCACGGCCAGAGACUUGCAGGAUGAGAUCUAUCUUGAUGCCAUCAACAGUUUGUUAGUAUGUGGGGAGUACCCUCAUCUCUUUACUAAUGAUGAGAUGGAUGGACUACUCCAGGCCAUCAUACCAGCCAUGAAGAGAGACCACCCCAGCCUGUCUGACCCUAUGAAGUUCUUUGUGUCCAGAGUGAAAAUGAACCUUCAUAUAAUCCUCUGCCUGCCACCAUCUCAUAGGCUGAUAAAGAAUGCAGCAAGCUAUUACCCUGGACUGUUGACUGGCUGCCAGGUAGACUGGAUGUGUGACUGGCCCCAGGAGUCUCUACUGGGAGAGGCUAACUACUAUGUCCUCAAACACAACCUUACCCAAGACAUAGAAGCACUGGGUGAGCAUAUCACAACAUGCCUAGCAAACAUCCACAGUUUUAUUCUACGUGACUGCAAGCAGAUGCCAUGGGCUGGUGACCUUGCAGACGAGGUCAGUAUUACACAGGUCAAGGUCAUUGAUAAGAAGAAGGACAUCCUGAAAACGACUAAUCUGAAAGUGCGGAACAUGCCAUACUCUAAACACAUGCUGCUGGAGCACAUCAAGUUACGACACAAGCGCGAUGACAUCCCAGGAAAGAAUGAAGUAUUUAUCGGACCAAAUACAUAUAAACGUUGUCUUGACUGUUUCCGCUACCUCUAUACAGUAAAAUCCAAAGAGAGGACAGAGAAAGUGAACAAGCUAUUGAAAGUGAUCAGUACACUGGACCAAACCAGAGAAGAUGCCAAUGUCAUGAAGAAACAUAUGAGAGAGGUCAAAGUCAAAUUUGAAAAUUCUUGUGUCAAGGUGACUGGUUUACUGGAUGAAUUGACUGGCAAGGCAACAUUGCUUGAGAAACUCAAGGCAAGAGUGGGAGAGAGUACAUCACUCAGUGCAUUCCUUCAGCUCAAUGAACUCAGCUCAGAUGAAGAAGAAGAUGAUGCGUUACUCGGAGAAGAAGAAGCAGAUGAAUAUGAUGAAGAAUUUGAAAAGAUGCGAGAGGCGAAUCUUAAAACUCGAAUCACGCAAGCCAUUGAGGAAAAAACAGAGGCAGAAAAACGAGUUGAGGCUGCGAGAGUUAAGCUUGGAUAUCAGAGACAACAAGUUGAACAUUGGCAAAAGAAAGUUGACCGAUCCACCAUAGAGAGACUGAAAAACUUCAAGGACCCACCAAUCAUGGUGGGGCACAUAAUGGAGAUGAUCAUGACUCUAAUAGGGAAGCGUAAGAUUGAUAAUGUUAAAGAACCAAAAGAGACAAACACAAAGGAGGAGAUGUCAGGACGCAUGUCUGCCAGCUCUAGUAGCAUUCAACUAACAAAGAAACAGAGUAAGACGGUAAACACCAAUGAGAGAGUUGACAGAAAUACAUGGAAAGCCAUGCAGAUUACAAUGGCGGACUCUCAGAAGUUUGUGGACAUGAUGCACAAUGUCCCCUGGGAGGAUGGCCUCUCUAAGAAUGUCAUAGCUGCUAUUGAAAGCUUUCUGGCUAAGAGCAAAGAUGGUCAGCUUGGUGUCACAGGAGAGGGUUCUCUGCUAGAAGAUGCAAAAGACACAUCAUUCCAAGCGAAGCGUAGGUCUCCCUCCAACCUAGAUAACCCCAAGGGCAUCACUAUAGCUGCAGCUAAAUACUCAUCUGAGGAUGCUGUUACCUUGGUCCAAUACACCAUAGCCAUAGUUGAGUACAGUCGAUUCUGUGGUCCACUUAAGACUGCUUUGGAGAAACUUCACGAAUUGGAAAGAGAGAUUGAAGAAAAUGAACGCAUGCAGAAAGACAGAGAUGAAAGAUCAUCAGCUGGUGGGCACCAAAGUGCUACAGAUGAGGCCGACAUUGAUGACGAGGAACUUGACGAGGACCAAUUACCCAAGAUUCAGUCUGAGGUUGAUGCCCUACAAGCUCAGUUUGACGCUGCGGUUGUUGAAAAACAUUCACUUGAACUAGAGUUGCAGAGCAUGAAUGAUCGCUUGAAGGCAGCCACUGACGUCAUAGAGAGCAUGAGACAACAAGAGUUGCUAUGGAGACAGCAUUGUAAAGAGUACGACUGCAAUGAAGUGUUGUUAGCCAAUUGUAUCGCAGCAGCGGCAUUCCUUACAUACUGUGGCAGUAUGAAUACAGAUGUACGACAGCGCAUGGGGGAAUUCUUCAUGUUUGUGUGCGAGCACCAUGGGGUGCCAUUGGCUAAGAAGCAGUUGUUCCGCAACAUGGACUUGGUUGAAUUCUUGUAUAGUCCAAUUCACAUCAAGGAAUUGGAACUGUUGAGGUUACCCCAGACCCGCCUGCUCCUGGAGAAUGCAUGCUUUGUCAUGCAGGAGGAGAGUUGUUCCGCAUGGCCACUCAUCUGUGACCCUGCGAGCCGCAUCAUAGACUGGCUGCAGUAUUUCCUUAAAGGGAAAGGCCUGGUGGAGGUCAGAUAUCAUGAGAUACGAUCCCAGUUAGAGACGUGUCUAUCAGAUGGAGUCCCCCUUUUGGUGACAGAUUGCGACCCAGCCCUGCUCUGUAAGGAUGAGAGGUUCCGUGAGGUGAUUGCUUCUAGAAACAAGUUCAUCCAUGGGAAAACUCCAUUCAAAUUAUGGGUUGGAGACCAUGAGGUUGAAUGUGAGCCUAGUUUCCGUAUGUACCUACACACAACCCAUCAACCACACACACUUCCUCCUGAACUAGCUGCAAGACUAGCUGUCACAUACUUUCUGGAGUCUAGAUAUGAUUUGGAAGAGGAGCUACUGGACAGAUUUAUGGCAAAAGAGAAGUCCAGAUUGGAUGAUGAGAAAUCUACAUACCUAAUGGAGAAACUUGAGAAUAUGAAGUUCCUGGAGAAGAUAGAGGGCGCCAUGGCUGAUCUGCUAUCUAGUGAUGUCAGACUGAUGAACAAUCUAACUGCGACUAAGAAGUUAGCUGAGUUGAAGAAACAGUUUGAUGAGACAGUCGAGAGUCAAGGAAGAGUUGAAGCCAAUGAGGGGUCAAUACUACGGGCAAGGGAAGGUUUCCGCUCCAUUGCACAGCGAGGGGCUGUUUGUUUCGAUACAAUGAUGUACCUAAGUGAGAUCAGCCCCCUCUAUCAGACAUCCUACCAGUAUUGUUUGCGCAUAUACGAUGGCUGCAUCAGUCACUCUGAGAGGUCAGCAGUGAAGGCAGUUGUGGAGAGAAUGACUGUCAACUGUUAUGCAUUGACAUCAAAAGGACUCUCAGAGAGUGACAGGACAAUAUAUUCAAUGAUGCUUGCAAUAGAGAUUGAAGAUUCUUUGGGAAAUGUGGGUCCCGGUGAACGAGAGUAUCUCAUCUCUCCACAAUAUGGCGCUGUUUCAAUGACAGCGAUGGGGAUUAAUCAAACAGUAGAACCUCGUAUUACACAAGCUAAGAAGCUAUUUGAUUGGAUGACUGAUGAACAAUUCCAUCAUUUACAACUACUUGCCAUCCAUUUUGAAUGGUUUCAAGAUAUGUUUGAUCGUAUGCCACGAGAUGGUCGUGAAACUCAGUGGCGGAAUAUUUGUGAGCAUGACCACCCAGAACAUUACCCUCUACCAGACAAAAUGGAUGACUCGUACACACCCCUGCAGCGGUUCAUGGUUAUUCGCUCUGUUAGGCCAGACAAGCUUCUUCAGGCCACUACAGUUUUUGUCUCUGCUGUGCUUGGAAAAAGAUUCAUUGGUGAGUCAGCCAUAGAUCUAGGUAUACUUUGGAAACAUAGCUGCCCUAAGAUCCCCCUUCUGCUGUUAUACAACCAUGAGCCAGAGAACCCAGAGAGACUGUUCCAAGACUUGGCUAGUAAGAAAGGGGUGAGGACAAUGCAGGUGGCCUUCACAGCAUCAGGCCACAAUGAGGAGAAACUUGCAAAGAAAUAUCUGAGGAAAGCCAUGGCUGAUGGCCUAUGGGUGUUGCUACACAAUGCCCACAAUGCUAUCCACCUGGUGAAUGCACUGGAGUCAAUGUUCAAUGAAGCAGAACAAAUAGAUUCUUCAUUUAGAUGCUUCCUCUCUGCUGAAGCAAAGUCACCUCUUCCCGAAAGAGUACUACAGAAUUCAAUCAAGAUCAAUGUUGAUUCUCCUAAGGCUAUGAAGGACAAUCUAAUCAGGGCCUUCAGUGCCAUGGAUAUGGACAUGAUCAAACAGAGUUCAAGGCCAGAGUGGGCAGCUCUGCUACACAACAUUGUGUAUCUCCAUGGUGCUCUUAAACUGAGGGCUAGAUUCACAUCAGGUGGCUGGAACAACUAUGAGGAUUUCAACCAGUUUGGGGGCAAUGAACUUAUGGAAGCGUUGUCAAUAGCAACUGGAGAAUGCAAAGACAAUCUUCAGGCAGUUGCAGCAGAUGGUUCUCUUGUAGUUCGUACAACGUCAUGGAUGGGAAUUCGUUACAUGCUCAGUGAGGUGAUAUAUGGCAGUUAUGUGACAGAUGUGACGGAUCAGAACUCUAUAAGUGCUAUGAUAGAUUAUUGGAUGUCACCUGCUGCUGUUAAGAGAGACUUUGAACUACCUAAGUUGAAAUAUAAACAUCCAGGACCUUUCACGUCUCACAACCCAAGACUUGCCUUAAUGCUGCAGGCUCUAGAGAACCUGCCUAAUCACUUUUUGGAUGUUCCUGAAGCAGCUAAUCUUCACCACAGUGUAGAGACGCUAAUAGGAGAGGACCAGUAUGUAUUCACCAGGCUAAACAAAAUAUAUGACGCAAUGCCAUCAUCAAAAACUCUCAGCCACAAGCUAUUCCCUAGACCCCCUACACCAUUCCUGGGCUCUCCCCUGUGUAAUAUCAGUACCACCAACAGUAAUCUCCAAGUAGUAGACCGUGGGGUGUUUGCUGGAGCUAGUUACGCAUCAACGAAGAUGAAGAAAGAACAGGAAUUAUGGGAGAUUUGUCAUACUAUGAUUCCGAAAGUUCCACGUGCUUACAGCAAGGAUUAUGUAACUGAGCGUAUAAAGAAGAUUGGAGGUUACAGUAUCUUUAAUUUGUACAUCAUCCGAGAGUUGGAGCUCAUGUAUAAACUCCUUACUGAGAUCAAGACAACAUUACAGGCAAUCAAGGCUGCUUGUGAAGUGAACACUUUAGGUGACCAGUUGUCUCCUAGAAUAGUAGCAGCUGCUGAUGAUCUCUAUUACAACCGUAUCCCUAAACGUUGGUGUGAGCUUGCGGGAGAUACAGCGCCACCUUUGAACUGGGGCCUUGCUGUUUGGCUACAGGAUCUUCAAGCUCGAUGUCAACACUUUGAGAGAAUACUAGUCUCUGGUCGUGAGAAAAUGCCAGCCUAUUGGCUAGGUGCAUUCUUCCAUCCAAGGGGACUACUAGCUCUACUGAAGCAAGAGGCUCAUCGUUCUUAUGCUCGACAAGACAGAACUGGAAACAUUGAACAGUUUGUGUUUCAGACAGAAAUUACAUCAAGAGAUAAAGAUCACUUACGUGAUCCACCCCAGGAGGGCAUGUUUGUAUUUGGUCUGUUUAUGUGGGGAUGCAGCUGGGAGAAAACCACUGGAGAGCUCCAAGACUCUGCCCCUCGUCAUGCCUGCACUGCCCUCCCCGUCAUCCACGUCACUUGUUGGCCCCAGCACGACAAGCCAAUCAUACAAGACCCUGCCCGUGCACUGGAAAUCUACCAGUGUCCUGUAUACCAGAGUAGGAUUUCACAGCGUGAGCCGAUCAUGGAAGUUGAUGUGCGGCACGAGAACGUUGCAUCAUCACGUUGGGCGUUAAGAGGACUAUCUGCUACUGUGCGACCAUAUUAGAUUAUCAGUUGAUAUUAUAAAAUGCUCAUGGAGUGUAAUUAUUCCAAAGACAUUUUAGGAAAUUGGUCACUUUCGGAAUUAAUGUAAUGUUUAUAAUGAGAUUAACCAGUUGAUAUUAUUUAUUAUUGCUCAUAGUUUUUGCAUUUUAUUAUCAUUGUUAAUUAUUGUUUAAAGUGCAUAUAUUUAUUUUUAAUACUUCAACUAUACAAAGAUAUCCGUCCAAGACAUUUGUAAAAUACAUGUAAAUAUAUAAGAAUGUGAUAUUGCAUUUUAAACUUAUAUCUUGAAGAGAGCCCAUGAAGAUAUUUACAAAGAUUCAAAACAUGACAUGACUUAUUUUAGAAAAAUAUAAAAACUCGCUAAAGAUUUUUGAAGUAUGAAUUUUUGCAGUUCUACAAAUAAUAUUGAGAACCAGAUUUACAAUUUUGUUGGCAUUUGAAUGUGAUAUUCGAAUAACAGUUCAAGUGUAUUGUAAAUGAAAAAAGAUCUAGAUUAUUACAUAUAAAUCUCACUUUAUUUAAAA